This is a messenger RNA of Arabidopsis thaliana (thale cress), 632 nucleotides long. RefSeq names its product retrotransposon gag. Lineage: Eukaryota; Viridiplantae; Streptophyta; Magnoliopsida; Brassicales; Brassicaceae. The transcript has 3 exons. The record is from RefSeq and is marked reviewed. Bases 11 to 574 code for a protein of 187 amino acids.
AUUCUCCACAAUGACUAAUGGAAGAAGUAAUAUCAAUUUGCAGACCAGGUCGAUCAAGACAUCUGGUGAACCAAAAAACUUUGAGCUCACAGGGGUAGUUGGGGAGGAGGAUCAGCCACCCCGAGAAGCUUCUGAGCGCGGAGCCUUCGAUGAGUCUAAGCUGGUUGACGUCAACAUUGCCUUGAGCUGGGAAGCCUUUGAGGUGAAGCAAGGAACAGAGACAGUGCGUGAGUAUUAUAACGAGUUCCUUAAGAAGGUCAAGAACCUCGGAAGAGAGUUGGAGGAAGAGCAGCUGGCGUGUCUGUUCCAGGAAGGGCUACGCGAGGAGUUGCAGGAAGGGGUAUGUGCAGCGAACUGCGGAUGGAUCCUUAAUUAUGUGUCAGAUGUAGUUGAUGAAGCUGAGAAGGUAGAGGCCAAACUUAGAAGCAUCAAGGAAAAGGUGCCGCUCGUGUCUGAGGAGUUUGCAGAUGUUGACUGCGGACAAAGCAAUUUGGGCCGACCCGCAUCCGAAGAUGAGGUGGAGAGCAAACCCUCCAAAUCCUAUGAUCCGGAAGACCAUAUCAUGCAAGAUUGAGAUGGCUAGAGUCAACAUAAGAUUCAAAGCUGUGUCAGUACCAAAAUAAUAUUUUGCG